UUACUGGACCACCCGCAGUUGGUCUUACGUUGCGUUACACUUACGUUCAUUGUGUCACGGUCUAUGUUGUUGAAUGUGGUCGCUUUGGCCCUAGACGACUGGCGCUUCAUGACACGCACCGCUUUGUGGUCCAUGUCGAAGCUACGGGUAGUAUAAAACACGCGAGUGUUUAGGAUGGGCACCCCAUCAACUCGAACAUCUCAAAUAUUCUGUAGCACAGAUUUUAUAUUUCAGCUUCAAUCAGUCCAGUAUGGCAUACAUGCAACCCAACCAAUCGAUUGUGAACUCUGGUGGAGCCGGGUCUCCUGGGUACUACGCUUGGCAAGCCAAUCCUGCCCCUCACCCCUUGACGAUAGGUACCGAGAUGCCACUAUAUUGGGGCGCCAGCAAUGGAAGACAAGUGAAGCGUGUUCCACGCUUGCGGGAAUUUACUCCUUCUCAGCAGAGCUUCCCCGGCAUCCUUUUUAGCGUUAAUGGUUGGGGCGGUGUGUCCGUGACGGAUAUUCUGAACCGACAGACAGUUGUUGAUUAUCCGACUGACAUGGUAUUCGCUCAUCACGGCUGGCGAGCAACUACUCUGGCACUAAAUUGGCCCGGAUACAUACCCAACCGUUCUUCGGAUGCGUCUCGUCGUCGCUUUAGCACAUAUAUGAAUGGCAACAUACCAAUGACUCGUCAAGGGUUCGCCAAAGUGAUUGCCGAGCUGAUUCAAGAUCUUUACCACUGUGCAAAGGACAAGCCCGUUGCACGUGGUUGGGAAGAUUGGGGAUUCAGCGAAAACAAAGUUGAUCCGUCGAAGGUGUUUAUCCUAUCGGCCCAUUAUUACAGGAAUGUUUGGGUCCCUGAGCUCUACGUCGAUGGUAUACCCAUGAUGCUCUCUGGUGGACUCCUUUCCCCUACGACCUAAUAGCACAGACAUAUAUCUUUAAUUUUCAAGUCACUAACAUUCCCUAUACGAAUCACGACACUCCAUUGCGCCUACCUUACAAUGUCAUUAAUUCAUUAGCCGGUCUAAUGUUUAUCGUUUUUAUUAGGUACUAGCUUCACGCGCAUGCAUAUCGAUCGUACCCUAUUUGAGUACAAAAAUAGAAAUCCACCUGCGCAAUGC
Suillus subalutaceus is the source of this 1108-nucleotide messenger RNA. RefSeq lists its product as uncharacterized. Bases 251 to 907 code for a protein of 218 amino acids. NCBI's taxonomy places the organism in Eukaryota, Fungi, Basidiomycota, Agaricomycetes, Boletales, Suillaceae. The transcript has 7 exons. The record is from RefSeq and is a predicted model, not a curated record.